AUGAGAGAAGGAUAUUUGAUAGUCAAUGCUGAUUCUACUGAGAAUGGAAAACCUAUAGUUCGAGUUUUUGCUUCAUUUGAUAUGGGUUGGGGGCAAAGAGGAAAUGGACAUACUUAUGAUAGUCUCAAUGGAUAUUGCGCUAUUAUAGGACUGAAAACUGGCAAAGUGUUAGAUUACUGCACACGCAAUCGGAAAUGUCGAAUUUGUGAUCUUGAAUUGCUUACUGGGGUGGGAAAACCACAUGACUGCAGGAAAAAUUUAACGGGACCUGCUAAAGCGAUGGAGGGCGACGGUGCUGUGCAGCUAGUAACUGCUAGCAAAAUAUUGAAAGAACAUAAUGUCCAAAUUGGGGUCUUUAUCGGAGACAACGACAGUUCUAGCAUGGCUGCAAUCCGGAGUGAGAUUGAUUACCCUAUUAUAAAACAAUCCGACAUGAACCACACCACAAAUAAUGUCGGUAGCAAGUUGUAUGCUAUUCAAAAAACAUCAGAUCCCAACCACGAGUUGACAGGGGAUGUUAUCAAACAUAUACAGCGCUGCUUUACCUAUGCUGUACAUCAAAACAAAAAACAUUUGGAAAAGAUGAAAGCAGCCUUGGAAAAUGUACCGUAUCAUCUGUUUGAUUUGCAUAAAAAUUGUGGUUCGUGGUGUCAAAGCAAAGAUGACAAAGAAAAUAAAACAACUAGUAUCGUACUGAAAAAUCCAUCAUUGUUUGACAGUUUGAUAAAUUUAUUUGACGAACUAUCAGGAAAUUCUGAUAAAUUUAUCAGUGCAGCUAGCAGCCAAGUUAACGAGAGCUUGAAUAACUCUAUGUGUCAUAAGAAUCCUAAAGGUUUUCUGUACAGUACUAGUGAAUCAACUGAUUUCAGAUUCAGUGCAACGGUUGCCGAAAAAAAUCUUAAUGUAUCGUACUUACAAAUAUCGCAAGACAGAGCUGGAAUGAACCACAAGGGCAUUUUGAAUAAGCAUGUUGUGAAAAGUAACAAAAUUUCGUUGAACAAGAAAAUAAAAGCCUCUACUCCAGCAUUUAAGAAAAAUAGAUUAGAACUGAAAGCAAAAAGAUCACAAUUAAAAAAUAGAAAAGCUAACAUAGCAAAUGGAAUGUACAGUAGUGGUAUGUCAUUAUUAGAAAAAAAUUCGACCUACAAUUUGGCAAUUUUAUUUUUUGACUUAGAGACGUCGGGAUUGAGCCUCAAGCAUGAAAUUUUACAAGUGUGUGUAAAAUUUGGAAACCAGAUUUUCAAAUCAUUCAUCACACCCACUCAAGCAAUAAACUGUGCAGCAUCCAAAGCCAAUGGACUUACAAAAGUUUAUAAAAAAUUAUUUCAACAUGGUGUUGAAGUAGUAACUUUACCACAAAAACAAGUAUUUAUUAAGCUUCUAGCAUUUUUGAAAAGUAUUAAAAAAAAAUGUUUACUAGUCGCACAUAUUUGCACAUUCGACUCUAGUCGACUAAUUUUAGCUGUAAAAACUUUAAAUUUACUUGAAGAGUAUGAGCAGGUUAUUGAGGGAUUUGCAGAUUCACUAAAAGGAGCUCACGAUGCCAGUUUUGAUGUCAAUUUACUGGAAAAACUAUCGAAUAAAUUCUUAAAUAUUAAGGAUUUUGUUGAAACUAAAAAAUCGCUCGCUGAUGUCAUUAGUAUGUUAGACAACUCAGAGAAUACGCAGAAGCUGCUGCCGACUUAUAAAUCUAUGGAUGGAAUUAUCUCUAUUGCUAUGAAGAAAAGAUUGUGCUCCUCGGGAAUUAGCUAUGAACAAAUUUUAAGUACUUUUAAAUCUCAAGGUCAAGAUGAAACCAAAAAAUUAUUACAAGGAUUUAUUAAUGGUAAAGCAACUAUCAUCAAAUCACAGAAAAUAUUAGAAGAAAUAUUGAAAUUUUUAGAAAGCCAAUGA
Phymastichus coffea is the source of this 1893-nucleotide messenger RNA. RefSeq lists its product as uncharacterized. The coding region runs from base 1 to 1893 and encodes 630 amino acids. NCBI's taxonomy places the organism in Eukaryota, Metazoa, Arthropoda, Insecta, Hymenoptera, Eulophidae. Gene Ontology annotation, molecular function: 3'-5' exonuclease activity; nucleic acid binding. The transcript is spliced from 3 exons. The record is from RefSeq and is a predicted model, not a curated record.